CAUGAUGGAUUAGUAAGAGCAUGUGCAAAGGCUGGUGGAUUUCCUGAGCCUGAGAUCAUUCACUUCAACCCUAAGGAAUUUGAUUUUGGUAAAAAGAAGGCAUUUCCAUUCCGUGAUCAGCAUUUCUUUGCAUCAAUUGACAAAGCAAAAAGUGUGCUUGGGUGGAAACCAGAAUUUGACCUAGUGGAAGGGCUUGCUGACUCCUACAACUUUGACUUUGGUAGGGGAACAUUCAGGAAAGAUGCUGAUUUUUCAACGGAUGAUACUUGA
Molecule: messenger RNA, 270 nt
Organism: Quercus lobata
Lineage: Eukaryota; Viridiplantae; Streptophyta; Magnoliopsida; Fagales; Fagaceae
Product: chloroplast stem-loop binding protein of 41 kDa b, chloroplastic-like
Exons: 3
Source: RefSeq, a predicted model, not a curated record